Molecule: messenger RNA, 1841 nt
Organism: Cannabis sativa
Lineage: Eukaryota; Viridiplantae; Streptophyta; Magnoliopsida; Rosales; Cannabaceae
Product: anthocyanidin 3-O-glucosyltransferase 2-like
Exons: 1
Coding region: 279-1742 (487 amino acids)
Molecular function (GO): UDP-glycosyltransferase activity
Source: RefSeq, a predicted model, not a curated record
AAUAUAAUCAAAUAUUAAUAUAUGAGAAGGUUCAAUGAUCACGUGUCACAAUUUAAGUGGUAGAAGAGGAUUGUUACUCUAAUAGUCUUAAUAAUCAAAUAAUUUAAUAUAAUAAAUUUUUGUAAAAAGACACCUUUAGAAAUUAUUAAGCAGCUGUACUCAAUAGGAAUGCUCCUCAUAGAGCUACUUGCUAGCAAUAGAGUUUGUCUAUAUGAAAAUAUAUCUGAUCAUCAUCAGCAGUUAAUUAACUGAGCUACUAAAAUUGGUAUAUUAUUGUCAUGGGAAAAGCAGAGCUUGUACUCAUUCCGGGGCCAGGAAGGGGUCACAUGGUGCCAAUUGUAGAAUUCGCAAACGAGUUACUGAGUGGAGAUGAACGAUUCUCCGUAAGCAUUCUUAUCAUAAGCUCACCCUUUGAGAACAGUCCUGUACGAGCUGAUCCCAUGCCCACUAACAUUUCCCAACACCAUAUUCAAUGCUUCCACGUUCCUAAACCCUCUAACCUACCUCCCUCAGAGCUUUAUCAUGAGUCCCCCGAAAACUACUUCUCUCUCUACAUUGAGAGUCACAAGUCACAAGUCAAAGACAUAAUAGUCAACCGUUUUACACCCACGACACCGUUUCGUCUCGCUGGACUGGUUGUCGACUUGUUCUGCUCCUCCAUGAACGACGUUGCCAGAGAACUCGAGGUUCCCUCUUACUUGUUUUUCGCCUCAGGUGCUGCUUUCCUAGGGUUCACGUUCUACCUACACAGCCACCAGGAGCUCCACGGAGCAGAGUUCGAGAAAUCAGAUUCCGAGUUUCACAUACCGAGUUACAUCAACUCAGUCCCCGCCAAGGCUUUGCCUUCUUUCGCUCUCAACAAGCAAGGUUUCGUGGCCUUCGCCGCUCUCAGCAGAGAGUAUAAGAAGACCAAGGGUAUUAUCGUCAAUACAGUUUCGGAGUUAGAAUCCCAUGCAGUGUGCUCACUAUCCGACGGUGUAAUUCCGCCGGUUUAUACGGUUGGACCGCUUUUGGACCUUAAAGUUAAGAGCCGUACACCGUCAGAUCAGCUGGAAUAUGACCAAAUCAUGAGUUGGCUCAAUGAUCAGCCUCCGAAAUCAGUGGUGUUUCUCUGCUUUGGAAACUACGGUUACUUCAGUGAAGCCCAGCUGAGGGAGAUCGCCGCCGGACUUGAACGUAGCGGCAAAAGGUUCUUGUGGUCGGCACGCAAAGCCCCAAAAGACGGAAAAUUUUCAACGGCUGAUGAUACAGAUGUUACUGAAAUUAUUCCUCGUGAAUUUUGGGAGAAGACAAAGGAGGUUGGAAGAGUUUGUGGAUGGGCUCCACAAGUGGAAGUCUUGUCUCAUCCGGCGGUAGGAGGGUUCGUGUCUCAUUGUGGUUGGAACUCGAUUUUGGAGAGCAUGUGGUUUGGGGUACCGAUUGUGACGUGGCCGAUGUACGCAGAACAACAGCUUGAUGCUUUCCUGUUGUCGAGAGAUUUGAAGUUGGCUGUGGAACUAAGAAUUGACUACAGAAGAGGCAGUGAUGAUAUUGUUAGUGGGGAGGAGUUAGAGAGGGCCGUUAGAUGCUUGAUGGACGGUGGUGAUGGUGAUGGUGUUUUAGUGAGGAAGAGAGUGGAGGAGAUGAGUAUGAAGUGCAGGGGAGCUGUUUUGGAAGGUGGGUCUUCGUUCCAGUCAUUUGAACGUGUCAAGGAAACUAUUUUGGCAAACGGUCCCAUGACAACUUGUGCGCGGGCCACCUAAAUUUAAUGCUUAAUUUGACUCAUUAUGAGAUAUAUCUUUAGUUUUCUUUUACAAUUUCUUUUAGAAAUAAAAAUCAUGGCUCACGCCUUAAAAAAAAAA